AUUGAUGGUUUCUGGGCGUUUCCAAAGUGCUGCUGCAAGGAUUACUCAUUUGUGAUUUAGCAGCCUGGCCGCGGUUAUUACUGGGUGCUGUGCUUUCUGAUUAACCCAAGAAAACUACGAAAGAUUUAGAAUCUCAGUGUUUUAUUACACCAGGACAAGAGACAACUGCAAUGAAACGCAGCUGCAUUUUCAAGAAGGCGGCGGCUGAAUUCGUGUUUUGGAUGUUUAGUGUGUGAAUGAUCCUCACUUAAAAAGGCACAGCUUGCUUGCUGUGUGUGCCUGUGGAGCAGAUUACUAGAGGGGCAAUACUAGGGGUACGGUAGUUAACAAAACAUCUCAUAAAUGAUAGCGAUUGUGGACCUGAUCUGCAAAAGUCUUACUGGUGGUGACUACAAAGGGAAAAUGGUGGCCAAAGUGAAAACCCUGGGCAUUGUGUUUGACGAUGAACAGAGAAGCGGGUACUGCAGCGGAGAGCUGGUUUCGGGGCAGGUUUUAGUGGAGCUCUCAGAGGACAUGCGCGUCACAGCUCUGAGGCUGGUGGCAAGGGGUUGUGCCCGGGUCAACUGGAGCGAAGGACCAGGCACAGCCACAGCGCCAAGCAGCGCUGCCAUGGCAACAUCAUCACCAUCGUCGUCAUCAUCAUCAUCACGCAGUUUCCGGGAGGAAGUGGAGUAUGUGCAUUCCGCCCAGACCCUUAAAGAAGCACCAGGUGAUAACAGCGAAGAGAACUUUAUCACUUUACAUGCAGGCAAACAUGAAUUCCCUUUCAGCUUUCAGCUCCCACAGGGGCCUUUGGUUACCUCUUUCUCUGGGAAAUACGGCUGCAUUCAGUACUGGGUAAACGCAACCCUGGAGAGGCCUUCUGCCCCAGACCAAAGUGUGAGCAGGGAGUUUCCUGUCAUCAGCCAUAUGGACGUCAACACCCCCACUCUUCUGUCUCCUGUCUCCACGAACAAGGAGAAGAUGGUUGGCUGUUGGUUUUUCACCUCGGGUCCAAUUGCGCUGAGUGCCAGAAUUGAACGGAAGGGCUACUGCAAUGGGGAAGCUAUCCCAAUCUACGCAGAGAUUGAGAACUGCUCCUCACGACUCAUCGUGCCUAAAGCUGCAAUAUACCAGACUGUAACCUGCCUGGCCAAUGGGAGAACCAAGACCUGCAGGCAGAGGGUAGCAAAUGUGAGGGGCAAUCACAUUGGCUCUGGUAGCAUGGACACCUGGAACGGGAAGAAACUUAAAAUCCCUCCAGUCACUGCCUCCAUCCUCAACUGCUCCAUCAUCACAGUGGAAUACUCUUUGGCGGUGUAUGCUCACAUUCCUGGUGCUAAGAAGUUGAAGCUGGAGCUUCCUUUGGUUAUUGGAACCAUUCCCUACAAUGGGUUUGGUAGCAGAACAGCGAGUGUGAGCAGCCAGUUUAGUAUGGACAUGAGCUGGCUCAGCCUGGCACUACCUGAGCAGCCAGAAGCUCCGCCGAAUUAUGCAGAUGUGGUAUCAGAAGAGGAGUUUGAACGGCACACCCCGUCCUGCUCCCAGCCAGAGGACCUGGAGAGCGAGCUUGGGAGGCCUGUCUUUGCCUACAUUCAAGAGUUCAGGUUUCAGCCUCCGCCCCUGUAUUCAGAGAUUGAUCCACAUCCCACCCUAACAGAAGAGGAGCAACCUCGAGUUGCAUUUGUAAUCUGAGCAGUUUUCAGCAAGAUCCUUUUGUUGUUUUAUCUUCCUCAGUGUGGUCAGUAUACCUGCCACAAUAAUAAAUGAUCUACAGAACGUUUGUGAAAUAAUAAGUGCUUAAAACUUUGCUCGUGGAUUGAAGCAUUGGAGCAAAUAAAAGACGCGCAGCAACUGAAGUUAGCUGGAAUGAGUUUGUGAAGUUGCAAUGGGUUUAAGAAGACGUUCAUUGUUUUAAGAAGUUUUUUUACAUGAAGACAGAAGUGCUUUGAAGGUUGUGAUGGAAAGUGAUACUUGCACUAAUCAGGGAUGAAGACAAGGGUUAAAGAAAAGCACAGUGGAUGCCCCUGUGGAGCUGAAACAUUGCACUACAGCACAAGACUGAAGCGACUGAAAUGUGAGGCUCCCUCGCUGAUGCAGUAAUGUGAUAAUGUGUAAAUAUCAUCAAAGCUGAACAGAUGUCUCUUGCACCAGAGUUUGGGACAAAACAAAGUUUAUUGAAUACGUUGGAUAUGAACUCUUUUUCUGACAUCAUCCAAAUGUGAUAUUUGACAAAGAGAAUAGUGUUUGUAUUUUAUAACCAAAGCACUUAUUAGCUAAGGCAGCUUUGAAAGUAAAUAUGGCAUGAAAGCAGUAACUUGGUAGACCAUUGAAGAGAAGCGUGUUUCUUUAUUUGCACUUUAACAUUCCUAUUAUUAUUAUUAUUAAUAAUAAUAAUAAUAAUAAUAAUAAUAAUAAUAAUAAUAAUGGGCGAAUCGUGCUUUAUUUUGUUUGGUUCCUACUUUUUCUACUGAAGUAUUAAAUGCUGUUAAUAUGAUUUGACCCUACCCAAGCUUCUUGAAUGGAUUGUAAAACGUUAUCAAGCAGGGAGAACAAAAUCCAUCUGAGCUGUUUGCACCACCAACUUGAAGAUGGAAAUAAGUCCAUACGUACUCAAGACAUGAUAGCAGAAGAAAAACAUGCUUCUGUAUGAUUUGAAAGAGAACAUUUCUAAAGUACUUUUUAGUGACCUCAGAUACUUCCUCUUAAUUGUUUCCAGCAACAUGACAGGUCACUAAAGGAUAUCUGUGAUACUCAAAUAAUUAUUUAACACUAUUAGUGAUGUGUAUAUACCAUGAAUACAUACUUUUUCAUUAUUUUUUUUUCAGAUAUUGUAUUUGAUUAUUUCUACACUGGGGUAAACAGUUUAAAAUCUAUUUUACUGUGAAGGUAUGGAUUUGGUUUGCUGAACUGAUUAAAUACUCGUUCCCGAUUGUAUUCACAUGACAUAUUUUUUAUGUCCAUUUAAACAUUCAAUUAAAUGUCAGCUAACAGGGCAGUGAACUCUACACUCUCCCCAACUUCAGGGUCUGAAAGAUGCUCUGCCUUUUAGCCCUAUUCACUUAAAAAAUUAACCAAAUGCACUAUGUCAUUAAACUGUUGGCGUUUUAUUUUUUAAUUUUUUUCUGAAACCCAUUCAUUUAAGCUGAAUGACUAAUGGUCAUAGUUAGCACCCCAUUCCCAUCACUUUAGACGGUGGUGUCUGUGAUCAGGGAGGAGUAUUUUGCUGUUUCUUCAGUCUCCCAUUCAGAGAAAUUGUUGCUGCUGCUGCUACUUGAUUAUUGCUUUUCUUUUGUUUUUGGUCUAAGCUGCCUGUUCUGUUGUAUAUAAUAAGUCCAUUAUUUUAGGUGCUUUUUAAUGUAUUGUUUUCCUUCAAAAUAACAAAAUGUGCCUACUAAGCUAUUUCCUGUGUGCCUCAGAGCCCUUAACAAUGCAAUGUAAUCACUGUAUCAUGUUCUCUGUAUUUCAUCACAAUGUGGCCUUUAUUAUUAUA
Polyodon spathula (Mississippi paddlefish) is the source of this 3472-nucleotide messenger RNA. RefSeq names its product arrestin domain-containing protein 4-like. Gene Ontology annotation, molecular function: ubiquitin-like ligase-substrate adaptor activity. Gene Ontology annotation, biological process: protein transport. Bases 343 to 1674 code for a protein of 443 amino acids. The transcript has 9 exons. Gene Ontology annotation, cellular component: cytoplasm; plasma membrane. Lineage: Eukaryota; Metazoa; Chordata; Actinopteri; Acipenseriformes; Polyodontidae. The record is from RefSeq and is a predicted model, not a curated record.